Molecule: messenger RNA, 534 nt
Organism: Cynocephalus volans (Philippine flying lemur)
Lineage: Eukaryota; Metazoa; Chordata; Mammalia; Dermoptera; Cynocephalidae
Product: adrenodoxin, mitochondrial-like
Exons: 4
Coding region: 1-534 (177 amino acids)
Biological process (GO): P450-containing electron transport chain
Molecular function (GO): 2 iron, 2 sulfur cluster binding
Source: RefSeq, a predicted model, not a curated record
AUGGCGGCCGCGGGGGUCGCCCGGCUCCUUCGCGCCGCCUCCGUGGCCCUGGCCGGCCCGGCCUGCCGGUGGCUGCUCCUCGCCGGACCCCGUGCGGGAGCCGGUGGCCUGCGGGGGAGCCGGGGGCCGGGCGGGACCCCCGAGCCGAGCCUGGGCGGCAGCGCGGGGACGAGCCGGCCUCUGAGCGUGUCGGCGCGGGCGUGCAGCAGCUCAGAAGAUAAAAUAACAGUCCACUUCAUAAACCGCGAUGGUGAAACAUUAACAGCCACAGGAAAAACUGGUGACUCUCUGCUAGAUGUUGUGGUCGAAAAUAAUCUAGACAUUGAUGGUUUUGGUGCACGUGAGGGAACUUUGGCUUGCUCUACUUGUCAUCUUAUCUUUGAAGAUCAUGUAUUUGAGAAGUUAGAAGCAAUCACUGAUGAGGAGAAUGACAUGCUUGAUCUGGCGUUUGGACUAACAGACAGUUCAUUUCACUCUGGUGGAGGUGAGACCAAUACCCUGAGAGGAGAAAUUGGGACAGUAGUAUCUCGUUAG